Bursaphelenchus okinawaensis is the source of this 384-nucleotide messenger RNA. Lineage: Eukaryota; Metazoa; Nematoda; Chromadorea; Rhabditida; Aphelenchoididae. The record is from the annotation of a GenBank genome assembly.
AUGUCUGGACGUGGAAAGGGAGGCAAAGCCAAGACCGGAGGAAAGGCGAAGUCCCGAUCUUCAAGAGCCGGACUUCAGUUCCCUGUAGGUCGUCUUCAUCGUAUUCUCCGCAAGGGAAACUACGCUCAACGUGUUGGUGCUGGAGCUCCAGUCUACUUGGCCGCCGUCCUCGAGUACCUCGCUGCUGAAGUUUUGGAACUUGCCGGAAACGCCGCCCGUGACAACAAGAAGAGCAGAAUCAACCCACGCCAUCUGCAAUUGGCCGUCAGAAACGACGAGGAAUUGAACAAGCUUCUCGCUGGUGUCACCAUCGCUCAAGGUGGUGUCCUCCCCAACAUCAACGCCAUCUUGUUGCCCAAGAAGACCGCCGACUCCCAAGCCUAA